CUGGCUGCAGUCGCUCCAUCCACUCACACUGCAGCGUCUCGGCUCGGUUCUCCUGGAUCAUGAUGCAGAGCUGCAGGACCAGCUGAGGCGCCGACUCCAGGAAGGUCUCCAGCAGCCGCAGCAUGUUGACGUCGGCGUACUCGAACAUCAUGGCCCAGUACCAGCGCCGCUGGUGCUCCUUCUGCCGGCGGGACAUGAUGCCCAGGGUUUUCUGACUGAUUAGGAGAAGAACCACUUAAGCGAUGAUGGCUUUCCUGCUCCUUUCGGGGGCAGAUUUGUCAAGAAUUAGGAGCAAAGCUGAGCGUGAAGCAAGCUCGCUGUGAAUCGAAGGACAUUUCAUGGUUUGGUGCCAAGGUCGUUGUGCAGAGCAGCGCUGCAGCAGGCGGGACGCAAAGGGCCACGCAGUCUCAAAGGUCCUUCAGUGAACUUUGUCACUCCAGAUCCAGCCGAGCGCUCUGUGGUUUUCACUUCCAACCGCCGGCGACACACACAGAGGGGCGGUUCUUGUGACAAACUGUUUCUGGCAGAAAAGGACAGACUGUCUCUCCACGAUGCAGGAGUGGGAGUCUCCAGAUUAUGAGCCCUCGCUGCCCGUCUCAGAGAAGUCCAACCCUCUGACGAGAGACGUGGACCGGGCUUCAGCUGGUCGUAUCGUGAGGAUGCUGCAGGCCUGUGACGCCCAGAUGUUUAGAGAAGAAUCAGGAGGAUCCUAUCAGAGGCUUUUGAGUGAAGAAGUGGUGGAAACGUUGAUGGAAGUUGCUCAGAAGGUGGAGCUCUUUCUGAAGGAUCCUCAGGACAGCCUGGUUGUUCUGAGUGGUUGUGGGACUUCUGGUCGACUGGCUUUCCUCAUCACGUCGUGUUUCAACAGAGCGCUGAGGGAGCUGAACCACAGUUCACUUUAUUCUUACAUCAUCGCAGGAGGAGACAGAGCUCUGCUGUCCUCACAAGAAGCUCCUGAAGAUGACCCCAAACUGGGCAUGCUGAAUUUAAAAAAGGUCUGUGAGGGGAAGAAGCGGGUCUUAUUCAUCGGCAUUUCUUGUGGAUUAGCUGCUCCGUUUGUUGCAGGUCAGCUGGACUUCUGCCUGCAGCACCCCGAGGUGUUCACUCCUGUGCUGCUCGGCUUCAAUCCUGCACAUCAGGCCAGGGAUGAGGCCAUCUCCGGCUGCACGUUCACUUUUCGCAGUGUGGUGCAAAGGAUGCAGGAGCUCGCCAAAAGCCGAAAAGCCUUCCUCAUUAACCCAGCAGUCGGGCCAGAAGCCAUCAGCGGCUCGUCCAGGAUGAAAGGAGGCAGCGCCACCAAGAUCCUCCUGGAGGUCGUCCUGUCUGCCGCUCACGCUGCCGCCUUCACAAACACACCUGUCUCUCACACGGGCAUCCUGCAGCACAUGAGAGCGUACGAGCAAACUGUGGAUAUUACUUACGCUCAGACGGAGGGGAUCAGCGCUCUGUUGGAGGCGGCAGGAGAGAGUCUGCGGUGCGGUCGGCGUGUGUGUUAUCUGGGUUGGGGUUCCCUGGCGGUUCUCGGCCUCAUCGACGCCAGCGAGUGUGUUCCCACGUUUGGAGCAGACUUUGAAGAUAUUCGGGGCUUCAUCAGUGGAGGAUACAGAGAGUUGCACAACAACGAGGGUCCACUGGGUCCUGACUUCUGCAUUGCACAUGAGGAUUUUUUGCAUCUAAUUCUGCCGUCUCUCAACGACCAGGACACUGUUCUUCUUAUCUACACACACUCAGACGACGUCAGUGACGUGGCCAAGUUGGCGUGCAGAGUGAGAGAGAAGACGUCCAGUCUCCACGCUGUUUACCAUCAGGUUGAUGGAGACGCUGCAGCUGCUGCACAACAAGAGGACAUCAAUAAACUGUGUUUAUCCUCACUAAAAAUCACUUGGCCGUCACCUGCUUCAGCGAGCCUGCUGCACAUGCAGUGGGAGCUGUCCACCAAGCUGCUGCUGAACGCCGUGAGCAGCGGCGCUCACGUCUUAAAGGGGAAGAUUUACCACAACUACAUGAUCGACGUGCAGGUCACCAACAGCAAACUGUACUGCAGAGCCACACGCUUACUCCAGAAGCUGUCCGGUUGUCCCCUGUCCCAGUGUGAGGACGCUCUCCUAAAGGCCGUCUACCGAGUGGACGAGCUGACCGACGACAUCACAUCCUCUGACAUCACCACACACACACACACCGCCAGAAACAGCAGCAAGGUCGUCCCUCUGGCGCUGGUCUGUCUGCUGACUGGUUGCUCUCUCACGGAGGCGGAGACUCAUUUGGAGCAGCAGCCAAUCGUAAGAGAGGCUGUGGAGGCGUGCCUGUCAAUCAACUGACAUAUCAUGAUGUCAUCGUCAAGUCCCUGAACACACAUUUAAUCAAUCGUCUAUUUCCAGUCUGCAGAGAGGUGACAGGUCAGCUUUAAUAUAAGGUAUACCUGCUGUAAUUAUUACAGCUGAGUCAAAGGUUGUCUUUUAUUGCUUUGAUUAUGAGCUAAUAUCCCGCUGAGACAUUUCUGUCUUUACGAGGCGUCAGCGGCUCAUUUAAUGCUGCAAUCAUAAGAAACUAGACAGAAACCUGCAGAGAGACACUGCAGGUGAAUAGGGUCAUUUUUUAAACUUAGAGAUAUCAACAUGAAACUUCCCCAGUUUGUUAUAUAAAAGAAGGCAAUAUUU
Messenger RNA from Centropristis striata (black sea bass), 2657 nucleotides. RefSeq names its product glucokinase (hexokinase 4) regulator (gene gckr). Gene Ontology annotation, biological process: carbohydrate derivative metabolic process; negative regulation of glucokinase activity; response to fructose. NCBI's taxonomy places the organism in Eukaryota, Metazoa, Chordata, Actinopteri, Perciformes, Serranidae. Gene Ontology annotation, molecular function: enzyme inhibitor activity; fructose-6-phosphate binding; carbohydrate binding. The transcript is spliced from 21 exons. Gene Ontology annotation, cellular component: nucleoplasm; mitochondrion; cytosol. The record is from RefSeq and is a predicted model, not a curated record. Bases 552 to 2318 code for a protein of 588 amino acids.